AAAACAAAAUUUUUAUUUCAUAUUAUCUAAAAAACUAAAUAACCUAAUUUCAAAUUUAAUUAUAAAAUAAUAAAAAAUGCAAAGAGCUACUUUUGCUGCUGGAUGUUUUUGGAGUGUCGAGUUAUUAUUUCAAAGAGUUAAGGGUGUCGUAAAAACAAGAGUUGGCUAUUGCAACGGCCAAGUAGAAAAUCCAACAUAUAGAGAUGUUUGCAGUGGUAAAACUGGACAUGCAGAAGCAGUCGAUUUAGAAUUUGAUCCAAAAGAGGUAAGUUAUAAAGAGUUAUUACAAUUAUUCUGGGGUAAACACGACCCAACCACAUUAAAUCGUCAAGGAAAUGACCAUGGCUCACAAUAUCGUUCCGGCAUCUAUUAUCAUAGUGAAGAACAAAAAAAAGAGGCUACCGAAAGCAAAGAAGAGGAACAAAAGAAAUAUAAAGUACCAAUCGUUACAGAAAUUUUACCAGCUGGUCAUUUCUAUCCAGCUGAGGAAUACCAUCAACGUUAUUUAGAAAAAGGUGGUCAAUGUUCUUCUAAGGGCUGCAAUGAUAAAAUUAGAUGUUAUGGGUAAUGAAAUAAACAAUUAUUCAUAUUUUUUUUGGUAAUAAAUAAAUUUAAAUAAACAAAUUUAAAUAAACAAAUUUUAUUUUUU
Molecule: messenger RNA, 649 nt
Organism: Dictyostelium purpureum
Lineage: Eukaryota; Evosea; Eumycetozoa; Dictyosteliales; Dictyosteliaceae
Exons: 3
Coding region: 77-568 (163 amino acids)
Biological process (GO): cellular response to oxidative stress
Cellular component (GO): cytoplasm
Molecular function (GO): peptide-methionine (S)-S-oxide reductase activity
Source: RefSeq, a predicted model, not a curated record